Messenger RNA from Solanum verrucosum, 1098 nucleotides. Its product is annotated as flavanone 3-dioxygenase 3-like. The record is from RefSeq and is a predicted model, not a curated record. The transcript has 3 exons. The coding region runs from base 1 to 1062 and encodes 353 amino acids. NCBI's taxonomy places the organism in Eukaryota, Viridiplantae, Streptophyta, Magnoliopsida, Solanales, Solanaceae.
AUGGAUAAGAGCUCAGCUACACCAAAUGAUUCAUUUACAAGUGCCAUGACACUUACUGAAGAGGGACUAACCUGUAUUCCCAAACGUUACAUCGUUCCAUCAUCCCUACGCCCCAACGGAACCUUGUCCAACUCCAACACAUGCUUGCCAAUUGUGGAUCUAUCCUUACUGCAACACCCUCUUCUUCGGCCUCAGAUAAUCCAGCAAGUACACCUGGCCUGCAAGGAACUAGGUUUUUUCCAGGUAGUCAACCAUGGAAUUCAAUUGUCAGUCAUGAAAGAUGCAUUAGAUAAUGCGAUUGAGUUAUUCGAUUUACCAAGUGAAGAGAAACUGCAUCUCUUGUCUUCAAAUGUUCAUGACCCCGUAAGGUAUAGUACCAGUCUAAAUGAUGACAAAGACAAAGUAUCCUUUUGGAGAGACUUCCUCAAGCACUAUGCUAAUCCAAUCUCAAAUUGGAUAGAUUUGUGGCCAUCAAAUCCCACAUUUUACAAGGAGAAAAUGGGAAAUUACACAAAGGCAGUACAAAAGUUGCAAGAAGAAAUCAUGGAAGUAAUAUUUGAGAGCUUAGAACUAAACCCCGAUUACUUACAUGAAGACAUUGCAAAAGGCUCCCAGGUCAUUGCCGUUAAUUGCUAUCCAGCAUGUCCUGAGCCGGAUCUUGCACUAGGCUUGCCACCACACACAGAUUAUUCUUUGCUAUCCAUCAUUCUUCAAAAUCAUCAGGGCUUGCAAAUCAUGGAUCGAGAUGAAAAGUGGCAUUCGGUUCCAGUCAUUGAAGGAGGCCUCAUUGCCCUGGUGGGAGAUCACAUGGAAGUCUUGAGCAAUGGUCAAUACAAAGGUGUUGUCCACCGAGCAACAGUUAACUCAGAGAAAAAGCGCCUUUCCAUUGCCAGUCUUCACAGUCUAGCUUUAGGAAAAAAAGUUAGACCUGCCCCAGCGCUUGUCGAUGAACAACAUAUAUUGUCCUAUAACGAAGGAGGAUUCAGUGAUUUCCUUGACUUCAUUUCUGGAGAAGAUAUUGUGCAGGUAAAGUACAUAGAUAAAUUAAAAAUAAAUCCAUGAUAAUUAUAUAUAGUCCACGGACAGCAGAUAAUCUGU